This is a messenger RNA of Plasmodium vinckei vinckei, 588 nucleotides long. Its product is annotated as ras-related protein Rab-5B, putative. The transcript has 6 exons. The record is from RefSeq and is a predicted model, not a curated record. Bases 1 to 588 code for a protein of 195 amino acids. Gene Ontology annotation, molecular function: GTPase activity; GTP binding. Lineage: Eukaryota; Apicomplexa; Aconoidasida; Haemosporida; Plasmodiidae.
AUGGGAUGUGGAUCAAGUACUCAAAGACCUCAAACGACAAGAAAUAUAAACGUUUUAUCAUCAUCAGGAGGCCAACAAAAGGAAGAUAAAAAAGUUAAAGUCGUUUUAUUAGGUGAUAGUGGUGUUGGAAAAUCAAGUAUUGCUUUGUAUUUAUGCCAUGGUCGUUUUUCAGAUAGUCAUCAAGUAACAAUAGGGGCAGCCUUUUUACACCAUACAAUUCAUUUGAAAAAUGGGGAAACAAUGAAACUCCAUAUUUGGGAUACUGGAGGACAAGAAAGAUUCCGAGCAAUGGCUCCCUUAUAUUAUCGUGAUGCAUAUGGAGCUGUUGUUGUUUAUGAUUCAAACAAUCCCGAAUCAUUUAAUUCGUUGAAGUUUUGGAUUAAUGAAAUAAAGUCAAGUGGGCCACGAAAUUGUUGUAUUACGGUUGUAGCAAAUAAAAAGGAUUUACCACAAAAAAUAAAUUCAGAGAUGGUAAUGAAGUUUUGUAAAGAGCAACAUGUUUCAUUUAUUGAAUGCUCCGCAAAGACAGGAGAAAAUAUUAAAACCUUAUUUGAACGACUAGCAAGCCACAUUUAUUCACGAUUUUAA